Molecule: messenger RNA, 207 nt
Organism: Colletotrichum gloeosporioides
Lineage: Eukaryota; Fungi; Ascomycota; Sordariomycetes; Glomerellales; Glomerellaceae
Exons: 1
Coding region: 1-207 (68 amino acids)
Source: RefSeq, a predicted model, not a curated record
AUGGGUUCCUGCUCUAGCAAGUCCGGCGAUCCCUACCAGUGGGGCUACAUUGACGACGGCAAGGGCUGGACGGCGCGCCCGCGGUCCGAGUACAUGAAGACGCCGGCGUACAACAAACAUCUGCGGAGGCAGAUGAGGGAGGAGUCGUAUGCUAGGGGAGGGAAUGGGCAUAUUUCCAUGGCGGAGCAGUCGAGGAAGCAGUGGUGA